Molecule: messenger RNA, 678 nt
Organism: Symbiodinium natans
Lineage: Eukaryota; Dinophyceae; Suessiales; Symbiodiniaceae
Source: the annotation of a GenBank genome assembly
AUGACCAAGGCCGAGCAGAAGAAAGCUGUGCAGUUCACUCGCAUGUGCAAGUUCUGGCGGACGAACGAAUGCAAGAUGGGGACGGACUGCACGUUUGCCCAUGACACUGCCGAGUUGCGGCCGAGCCCAAAGCCAUGCUUCGAGUUCUCCAAGACCGGCUCCUGCGUGCGCGGGCAGGCAUGCAGAUUCGUUCACCUGGCGGAUAGCAAUCGUGGCAAGAAGAGCGGCGGCAAAUCCAGCGGCUUGCGCGUGAGCGUGCAGCAGGCGGGCGCCAGGCAACAUCCGCUUGCGGGCGCCAGCGGGUGGCCGGUGGCAUGUGCACCUUAUACUCCAGCUGGCGUGAGCACCCCGAUGCCGGAACUCGACCAUAUGCUGCCCCCCCAGCCAAGCGUUGUCCCGAGCCCCUGCUUCCGCCUGCCACCCGGACUAGACGACGCAGGCUUGAUGGGUGUUGGGGGAAAUGGUGCGUGCUCCACCGUGAAGUUGAUGUCGGACGGAGUGUCGCGCAGCUCCAGUUUCAGCGAUGCCCCACUGGGUUUGGAGCAUCUACUGUCAAUCCCCAAGGCAGACCCUGACGAUUUGGCCACGCACAGCUGGACGUCGACCAUGUGCCUGAGCUCUACACCAUCGAGCUUCAGUGAGUCGGACGGUCCUGAAGGGACAUCUUUUUGGUUGUGA